CUAACCCUGACCACUCUUUCGGUAGCUUUGCAGCGAGCAGGGUACGGUUCAGUCCACCGUUGCAAUCUUCAGACAAGGUACCACUGAGCGAUCUCACAUUCCCAGAGAUGAUGACGCUGACGUUAACCCUUCUGCUGCUGCCGUUACUCAUGGCGGAGAGCGCUCUGGCCUGUACGCUGCCUGAACCAUCCACCGAGAACUUCAACAUCUCCACAGCGCACAAGACCUGGUACGAGCAGUACCGCUACCCCAUGCUUGCAAUGGACCUCCAGGGCUGUCUGACCAUCACGCAGGAUCCAGGCAAAAGUAACGACACGAUGAAACUUAAGGGUUACUUCAGCCACAAUUCUUUGUUUCCAGUGACAGCUAGUGCAACACUCAAAGGGAAUCAGUUGCAAACUUCAUACGAUGGCAUAUUUGGUUGGAUGAUCAGCGGACCCAGAAACAUCGUGUACAUUAACGACGACUUCUACAUUGAUCACUAUUGUAUGUUGGGAACAGAGGUGUCAACAAUUUUCACUGCAGACAAGUCUCCAAGCGACGAAGUAAUGAAACAGGUAUGGGAAGUCGUGGCCAACCAUACUGAAGUCGACAAGUCACGAUACUUGAGGAUCUUCUGCUAAUUAAUAAAGCAAAAAUUGUUAAAAGCUGUGCUCGUUUCUCAUUUCACCAAAAAGAGAUGAAUAUUUCUUGAAAUAAAUAUCUUCCUGUAGA
Messenger RNA from Schistocerca cancellata (South American locust), 714 nucleotides. RefSeq lists its product as uncharacterized. Bases 108 to 623 code for a protein of 171 amino acids. The transcript is spliced from 6 exons. Lineage: Eukaryota; Metazoa; Arthropoda; Insecta; Orthoptera; Acrididae. The record is from RefSeq and is a predicted model, not a curated record.